AUGGCUAUCGAUGUCGACGGUGGUCUCCGACUGCCUAAUCCCCCGCCUCUCCUACACACUCGCUCCGGCAAUGAAUCCUUCGAUCGCCCCUCCACCCCCGCCGGCAGUGGCUACAUCAGUCCAACACAAACCCCUCAGGGAAGCCCUAGUAAAUCCCGGGCACCCCCUGGCGCUCUCGAUCUGCCCAAUGUAUUCGACAAGGCCUUGAAAUUGACUCCGACCUCUCCCUCCAAACCCACCCAUAACCACUUCAAUCAUCCCAUGUUUACCGAUCGCGAACGCGAACGUCCGGACGACUUCAACGAGAGUGUCAUCCACCAACGUCCUACGAGCCCGACCCGUCGCGCAAACAAGGAAAAUACCCCUCCGACCACCCGCCUACAAAAAGAAUUGGGUUCAAACCCGACCCCCGCAGCCAUCUCCCGACAUGAGCCUUAUCAGCAACAACGGGACGACACGACCAAGCGCCAGGUUCAGUUGCGCGGGCUGACCCCGGAGGAGAUGGAGAAGUUGAAUCAACCCAAGGUUAAGCGCUUGGCAAAUGUCACCCAACUAUACUUCCUUGACCACUACUUCGAUCUCCUCAGUUACGUCCACAACCCCCCCCCCACUACCCCCAACGACGAAUACGAACCCGCUCUUUUGAAAUACCUGGGCCGCGAGCGCGCACAUCUUCGCAAGCGUCGCACCCGUCUCCGCCAGGGCGAUUUCCAGAUCCUGACGCAGGUCGGCCAGGGUGGUUAUGGCCAGGUAUACUUGGCGCAGAAGAAGGACACGCGCGAGGUGUGUGCCUUGAAGGUGAUGAGCAAGAAGCUCCUAUUCAAAUUAGACGAAAUCCGACACAUUCUCACCGAGCGCGACAUUCUGACCGCGGCAAAGAGUGAAUGGCUCGUCAAGCUCUUGUACGCCUUCCAAGAUGACACCCAAAUCUACCUGGCGAUGGAGUAUGUUCCAGGUGGUGAUUUCCGCACUCUGCUCAACAACACCGGCGUUCUCCAUAACCGCCAUGCGCGCUUCUACAUCGCCGAGAUGUUCAGUUGUAUCGAUGCGCUCCACAUUUUGGGUUAUAUUCACCGUGAUCUGAAACCAGAGAACUUCCUGAUCGAUUCGACCGGUCAUGUUAAAUUGACCGAUUUCGGUCUGGCGGCUGGCAUGCUGAGUCCCGGAAAGAUUGAGUCGAUGCGCGUGAAGCUAGAAGAAGUGGGCAAUACCUCAGUCCCGUUCGGCCGACCCAUGGAACAGCGAACUAUGGCCGAGCGCCGCCAGGGGUACCGCACCCUGCGCGAGCGCGAAGUCAACUAUGCUAAGUCUAUCGUCGGUUCGCCCGAUUACAUGGCACCGGAAGUGCUCAAGGGCGAGCAAUACGAUUUUACAGUCGACUAUUGGAGUCUGGGCUGUAUGUUAUUCGAGGCGCUCGCCGGCUAUCCUCCAUUCGCAGGUGCGACCGUCGACGAAACAUGGCAAAACCUUAAGCGUUGGCAAAAGGUCCUCCGCAAGCCAGUAUACGAGGAUCCGAACUAUUUCCUCUCUCGCCGGACGUGGGAUCUUAUCACGAAAUUGGUCGCAGGCAAGGAACAACGGUUCAAGAAUAUUAACGAGAUUCACGCCCACGACUACUUCAGUGAGGUCGACUUCAAUCGGCUGCGCGAGCAGCGGGCACCAUUCGUACCAGAGUUGGACUCGGAGACGGAUGCAGGCUACUUUGACGAUUUCAGUAACGAGGCGGACAUGGCCAAGUAUAAGGAGGUCCAUGAUAAGCAGCGUGCACUCGAGGACAUGGCCGACCGUGAUGAUAAGAUGAAUAAGCAAUUAUUUGUGGGAUUUACCUUCCGUCACCGCAAACCCGCCGUCGACAGCACUGGUGGUCGCAGUUCACCACGCAAACCGAUCGCGACGGAUGGCAGCUUCGGAACUAUCUUCUAG
This is a messenger RNA of Penicillium cosmopolitanum, 1923 nucleotides long. Its product is annotated as putative serine/threonine protein kinase. The transcript has 4 exons. The record is from RefSeq and is a predicted model, not a curated record. Gene Ontology annotation, cellular component: spindle pole body. Bases 1 to 1923 code for a protein of 640 amino acids. Gene Ontology annotation, molecular function: ATP binding; protein serine/threonine kinase activity. Gene Ontology annotation, biological process: intracellular signal transduction; peptidyl-serine phosphorylation. Lineage: Eukaryota; Fungi; Ascomycota; Eurotiomycetes; Eurotiales; Aspergillaceae.